AUGGAUAAAGAUGCCGAGGAGGAGAGGGAGGCUCUGCUCCGAAUCCAGUCCAUCAAAAAGCACUGGCCAGGCGACGUCGAGGACUGCAUCCCGUUCCAUCACCCUCUCCGACAGCAGCCCGCCAGCACCUGGCCGACCUCCCUACUCCGGCUCAUCCAGGAUCUCGCGAAACUCAGCCCGGUGCGCGCCACGAAGUGCCAGGCCCGCCGCCGGGCCUGGCUCGCCAUCGCCGACGAUUUCAAAGAAACAAACCCCACCACCACCGACGCUCUGAAAGACGCCCUCCGCGCCGCCACGAGAGCGUACGUCGCUUUCUGGCCGCCCAACCCAAAGCGCGGCCCGAUCACCGCCACCAAGUCCCACCCCGACCCGCACGCCAUCGAAGACUUCGGCGCCUACGAGCAACCCACGGCGCCCGCCCAGGCCUCCGCCGACGCCGCCGUCCUCUCCAUCUACGACAACGCCAUCAACGACAGCGGCGCCGCCUUCGGCCACCCCGCGUCGGGCCCCACCGUCUCCACCUCCGCCACCGCGUGCCGCAAGCGCGACUGGACCACCGGCGACCCGACCAAAGGAGAGCUCUGGGCGACGCCCGCGCAGCUGGUGCCGCCCGUCCGCGACGGCGGCGGCGGCGGCUACGGCGACGUUGACGUCAAGAGCGACUUCAUCGUCGUCAUCGAGGCGCGUCUCGGUGUCCCGCUGGCGCGCUUCUUGCGCAUGCCCGAUUUGAGGCCCGAGCAUGCGUUUUUGAUCCCGGUGGAGAUCCUGGACGCGCUGGCGGCGGUGGUGAGGGAGUUUCCUGGUGUGAAGGGCGACGACCUGUACGGCUUGUUGGUUCGGGAGAAGAAGAAGAAGGAGGAUGGGAUGGGCCGGAGGAAGGGCGACAUCUGUGCGGGGUCGAACAUCACCGAGGAUGAUAUCUACAGCGUGCGCGAUCGGCUUCGAGGCUCUAGGGGGAAGACUGGCGGCGAGCAUAGGCGCAUUGAUGAGUUUCCGGGACGUCGUUCUCCCGGCCGCGACCAGCGAGAGAAGCUUGCGUACCUGCAAGACCUCGCCGCCUACUGUUGUGCCGAUCUUGACAUCGGCUCGUCGCCGCCGCCCGAGGUGUCGUCGAAUCGCCCUGAGAGACCCCGUCAGAUGCCUCCUCCUCCUCCUCCCGCCGCCGCCGCCGCCGCUCUAGUGGCAAAUCACCUUAACGCCUACGGCCACGACGAAGCUGAAGCUAGGCGAAUCUUGAGGGAUGUCGAGCGGAAGGAGGUAAGGAUUCGGCGGAAGGAGGAAAGCAUUGAGAGGAAGAGAUGGAGAUCCUCGCCGGGCUGGGUGGAUUUGGAUUUGGCCGGCCUGCUUUAG
Molecule: messenger RNA, 1350 nt
Organism: Diplodia corticola
Lineage: Eukaryota; Fungi; Ascomycota; Dothideomycetes; Botryosphaeriales; Botryosphaeriaceae
Exons: 2
Coding region: 1-1350 (449 amino acids)
Source: RefSeq, a predicted model, not a curated record